Molecule: messenger RNA, 2102 nt
Organism: Austrofundulus limnaeus
Lineage: Eukaryota; Metazoa; Chordata; Actinopteri; Cyprinodontiformes; Rivulidae
Gene: bmp15
Product: bone morphogenetic protein 15
Exons: 2
Coding region: 138-1496 (452 amino acids)
Cellular component (GO): extracellular region
Molecular function (GO): cytokine activity; growth factor activity
Source: RefSeq, a predicted model, not a curated record
AGCGUAACUCCCAACAUGGCGGCCAGCCGUCAGGUGCGCCUGUAAGUCACGCCCUCGGGACACGCGGACAUGGAUGGUUGCUAAACUAUAGCCUCGUUGGUGGAGCUCGCUAGCACCAGAGGUUGUAUAAAACCAACAUGAGGGUGACCCGCGCCAAGCAGGCCCUACUGCGUGUCAGCGUCCUCACCUGUUUCAUCUACCUGUUGUGUUGCACGUGCACCGGAGCGUCGGCAGGGCGGGAAACGGCCUCCCACCAGCCGAGGCGCAGCCGGCGGAGCCACCAGAGCGCCAAGCACCGAGGAGGCGCGCACCACCGGCCGCUCAGCGACGAGCAGAAAGCGGACCAGAACCUGCAGUUCAUGCUCAGUUUGUACAAAAGCGCGGCGGAGCCGGACGGCAGACCCAAACAGCACCGGAAGUUCGGUUCCAACACGGUGCGCCUGCUGAGACCCGUGGCGUCUUCUGUGCAUUAUCUGCCCACUUCUGCAGACCUCGUCUACACCUUCACAGUUCAGUUCAAACUCGACACUCUUCCCUCAGAGCAGCUCGUCAGAGCCUCCUUCAUCCACCUGCGUUCCUCUCCCUCCGCCAAGGCGAGCGCCGCCCAGGCCGUGGAGCUGCCCCGCUGCCGGGCUCAGAUCACCUCGCUGGGCGCAAAGAGCCUGGUCACCGUGGAGCCCGACGAGCAGUGGACCGAGACGGACAUCACGGCACACGUCAGCGCUCACAUCCUGCAGGGGAGGGACCAGAACGAAGAGGGCCACCUGACCCUCACGGUCCAGUACUGGUGUGCGAAACCUGGGCCCGCCGACGAGGACGGCAGCCCCUCGUGGUGGUGGACUCCCCUGUGGGGGAGAAGACAGUGGAGCAGUGAGUCUCACUUCGACACCCCMUCCCUCCUCCUGUAUUUGGAGGAGGAGAGGGAGGUGAAUGAGUGGAUGGGGGACUUGCUCGGGGCUGACGAGGGAAACAUCAUAAAGCUGGUUGGCUGGUGGCACCCUUCGAAUCACCGCCUUCGCCGCAGUUCCAAAGAUGACCCGCCUUCGGAACCUAAAGACCUAUUGUUGGACACUCUGAAAAACGCCCCGACCUCCUCCUCGUCUUUCUCCACCUCUCCGUCGUCCUCCAUCGUCUCCGACAUCCCCAACAUCCCCAACUACAAACACAAGACUGGCGUCCCCAAGAACCGCUGCAAGCUCCACUCCUUCCGCCUGUCAUUCGACGAGCUCGGCUGGGGUCAUUACUUCAUCGCCCCUCCGGUCUACAACCCUCGAUACUGCCAGGGCGACUGCCCGCGGGUGCUCCACUACGGCUACCACUCCCCCAACCAYGCCAUCAUCCAGACGGUCAUCAACGAGCUGGGCGUCGGCGACGUCCCUCCCCCGUCCUGCGUGCCGUACAAAUACAUGCCCAUGAGYGUGUUGGUGGUGCACAAGAAGAAGGUGGAGUACAGGGAGCUGGAGGACAUGGUCGCCGAGUCCUGCACGUGUCGUUAAAGACUCGAGGUGGGCCUGAUGGACUCGGAACAUGCUUAGCAUUGAUAAGAGACUGGUCCAUGCAGAUGUGACCGGUCAUGUUUUUGAUUCGAGCUAAGCAUGAUGAGCUUCAGGCUGGAAGGUGAUGUGGUUUCAGAUCUGCCAAAGUUGCUUCAGAUCCAGUUUCUGUGUAUUAAUGGUUUUUGCAUGUUUUUUUAAAUCUGUUCUGUUUCACAUCAGGGCUGCAGUUAAACCAAAAAAAAAAAAAGACCUUGAUUUGUGCACAGAAUGAUCACUGGAUAUGUUGUCACUGUCUGAGGCCAUGUACCUCUAUAACAAAAAACAAAAGAAUUUUUAACGAACAAUGGGCCAAGAGAAAUGGGCCUGCUUUGGCUCUAAUGAAUUACUGAUUGCAAUGUUUUUUGCCGUUUACAGAUUGAACUUUUGCUGUUUAAAUGUAUUUAUGUGCAAAGUCUCCUUAAGCUAACUUCUGCUGUGACUGGUGUGUCCUAAAGGAAAAGCUCUGUUGGAUGUGACGGUGUUUAAAUGCUCAAACAGGUGUUGCGAUGAACAUUUUUUUAUUACAAGUGGAAAAUGAUUAAUAAAAUAAAUAGCAUGUUUUCUAAA